Molecule: messenger RNA, 1281 nt
Organism: Camarhynchus parvulus
Lineage: Eukaryota; Metazoa; Chordata; Aves; Passeriformes; Thraupidae
Gene: APOA4
Product: apolipoprotein A4
Biological process (GO): lipid transport; lipoprotein metabolic process
Cellular component (GO): extracellular region
Molecular function (GO): lipid binding
Source: RefSeq, a predicted model, not a curated record
AUGUCAGGCCUGCGCACACGUCAGGCACCUCCACGUCGUGACCCUAAAGUCCAAGCCCUUGCUGUGUCACAGCCUGCGUGGAAGCUGCAGGAGCCCUCGGGCUGUAUAAAUAGUGCUGGGAGCGCCGGCUCUGCAGCUACCGCGGCACUGGCAGCACAGGAGUCCCCAGCACUCAGGAUGGCGCCCAAGGCGGCCGCCCUUGUCCUGGUUCUCCUGGCGAUCUCAGGCUCCCGGGCUGAUGUGAACCCUGACGAGGUGGCCAGCGUGAUCUGGAAGUACUUCACGGAGCUGGGCAGCAAUGCCAAGGACACGGCGGAGCAGCUGCACCAGAGCGAGCUCAGCAAGCAGCUCAACACCCUGCUGAAGAGCAACCUGCAGAGCGUCAGCGCCUACGCCGAGGACCUGCAGCAGCGCCUGGAGCCCUUCGCCAUGGAGCUGCACGCCAAGCUGGCGCAGGACUCGCAGCGCCUCAAGGAGCAGAUCCAGCGGGAGCUGCAGGAGCUGCAGGCCAAGCUGGCGCCCUACGCCGACCAGGUGCACCAGCAGAUCGGCACCAACAUCCGGCAGCUGCAGGCCAGGAUGGGCCCGUACGCCGAGGAGCUGCGCUCGCAGGUGGAUCGCAGCGCCGGCGAGCUGCGGCGGGCGCUGGAGCCCUACGCGGCCGAGCUGCGGGAGCGCCUGCAGGACAACGCCGAGAGCGUGCAGGCCUCGCUGAGCCCCUACGCCGAGCGCCUGCAGCAGCAGAUCGACGGCGGCGUGGAGGGCGUCAAGCAGCGGCUGUCGCCCGUGGCGGACGAGCUGAAGGCACAGGUGGAGCAGAGCGUGGCCGAGCUGCGGCGCGGGCUCAGCCCCUACGCGCAGGAGGUGCGGGACGGGCUGGAGCGGCAGCUGCAGAGCCUGAGCGCGCAGAUGGAGCGGGCGGCCGAGGAGCUGCGGGCCCGCCUGGCCGCCAGCUCCGAGGAGCUGCGCGCACAGCUGAGCCCGCUGGCCCGGGAGCUGCGGGAGGCGGCGAGCGGCGACGCCGAGAGCCUGCGGCAGCGCCUGCAGCCCCUGGCGCAGCAGCUGGAGCAGCGCCUGGGCCAGAGCCUGGAGACCUUCCGGCAGCAGGCGGCUCCCUUCGGAGAGACCUUCGGGCAGCAGCUGGUGCAGCGGCUGGAGGAGAUGCGCGGCAAGCUGGACUCGGGCGCGGCCGGCGUGGAGGAUCACCUGGAGCUGCUGGAGAAGGAGGUGCGGGACAAGGUGGCCGCUUUCCUCAGCACCGCCGCGCCCCCGCAGAACUGA